Molecule: messenger RNA, 2664 nt
Organism: Bufo bufo (common toad)
Lineage: Eukaryota; Metazoa; Chordata; Amphibia; Anura; Bufonidae
Product: general transcription factor II-I repeat domain-containing protein 2-like
Source: RefSeq, a predicted model, not a curated record
AUGCCUCCGGCUACCAGUAGGGGGCCUAAGCGCAUUGACAAGUUCUAUCUCUCUCUGCCCGUCUCCCCGGCCACCCAAAAUGGAUGCUACGUGUCUGCUGGUCAUGGAGCCUGCAUGCCGCUACGGCCCCGCCUCGAGAAGUCAAAGCGAUCUCAAGCUACAACUGUCACUGUGGAACCCCUUCCCAAAAAUGGCAAAAAGGCAGACAACAGGAACUUUCUGGACAGGUGGGAGACAGAAUAUCUGUUUACAUAUGUAAAAGACAGACCUGUUUGUCUGAUUUGUGGAGUCAACGUGGCUAUAACUAAGGAGUACAACAUUCGACGACACUAUGAAACAAAACACCAUGACAAGUACAAGGACCUGGACAUGACUCAAAAGAGCCAGAAAGUGGAGGAGAUGAAAAGAAGUUUGGUUUCACAACAGAAUAUGUUCAAAAAAGCCACAUCACAAAGUGAGGCUGCUGUAAAAGCUAGUUCUAUUGUAGCAGUAGAGAUCACAAAAUCAGCCCGGCCCUUUAAUGAGGGAGAGUUUAUGAAAAAGUGCAUGUUGAAAGUUUGUGACAUCGUGUGCCCAGAGAAAAAGCAAGCCUUUUCAAACGUGAGCCUGAGCAGAAACACAGUAGCUGAUCGCACAUGUGAUCUUGCCACCAAUCUGUAUGACCAGCUUUUGGAAAAGGGAAAAGAUUUCGUUGCAUUCUCCCUUGCUGUGGAUGAGAGCAGCGACGCAUCUGAUACUGCUCAGCUGUCAGUCUUCAUCCGUGGAGUGGACUCAAAUAUGUGUGUUACGGAGGAGCUAUUGGGAUUCAAAUCAAUGCAUGGCACAACCACAGGAAAGGAAAUCUUUGAGGAGGUUUCCAAAUGCGUAACUGAAAUAAAGCUGUCGGAUAAAGUCGUGGGAGUAACGACAGAUGGUGCGCCAGCGAUGUGCGGUAAAACAAGUGGACUGGUGGGCAGGGUCCGGGAGAAGAUGCAGGAAGAGAACUGUGCAGGUGAACUAACUGUUUAUCACUGCAUCAUACAUCAGGAAUCACUGUGUGGCAAAGCCCUAAAGAUGGAACAUGUUAUGACCACAGUAACACAAGUAGUUAACUUUAUAAGAGCCAAAGGUCUGAAUCACCGCCAGUUUAAGUCUUUUCUGGAGGAGUGUGGUUCGGCGUAUUCAGACGUGCCGUAUCACACAGAGGUGAGAUGGUUAAGCCGAGGAAAAGUACUGAAUAGAUGUUUUGAGCUGCAUGAGGAAAUAUGUCCGUUUCUGGAAAGCAAAGGGAAGGACACAGCAGAGCUUCGGGAGAAAAAGUUUCUGUGUGAGCUGGCCUUUCUGUGUGACAUCUCGAGCCAUCUCGAUGCGCUGAACCUGCAGCUUCAGGGGCGCGGGCGCAUCAUCACAGACAUGUACGCUGCAGUGAGGGCUUUUAAAACUAAACUGUGCCUGUGGGAGAAUCAGAUGCUGCAAGGAAACCUUGGCCAUUUUCCCUGCUGCCCAACCAUGAAAACGCAGUUCUUUACAAACUUGUUCCCAUGCGCACAGUUUGCUGAAAAACUCAGUGUACUCGGCGCUGAGUUUAGCCGGCGAUUUGCCGACUUUGAUGUCCAGAAAUGUAGGUUUGAACUGCUCAGUAAUCCCUUCGCAGUUAAUGUGGAAAACGCACCAACCAACCUCCAAAUGGAGCUUCUAAAUGAACUCCAGUGUAAUGACACGCUGAAGUCAAAGUAUGAUGCUGUGGGCGCCGCACAGUUUCCACAGUUCAUCCCUGACACAAUGCCUCAGCUCCGCACCCAAGCUGCUCAGAUGCUCUCCAUGUUCGGCAGCACUUAUCUAUGUGAGCAACUUUUCUCCUCGAUGAAGAUGACCAAAACAUCUCACAGGAGACGUCUGACUGAUGAACACCUUCGCUCGAUACUGAGGAUUUCCUCAGCUCAAAGCUUGAGCCCAGACAUUGAUGAACUAUCAUCCAAGAAGAGAUGCCAGGAUGUCUCAAGAAUCAUUGAUGGGCGAUACAUCAUCAUCCCGUGGGAGCGUGGUGUCACAUUCCGCAAGAUACUCCACACCAUCAUUAAGGUCAUGGACUGCGCCCAAGUUGAUGGCAGAGUUAUCCAAAGAGUUCCGGAGGUUCAAAAUCUGCAGGUGGUGUCCAUGGACACUAUUCAGACCUCGCUUACACAACUGCACGCGGCCAUCAACUCCAUGGCGUCAUCUAUGUUGAACUUUCAGGCCAGGCUAGAGUCGGUCGAGGCAGUUCCAGCCAACAUUCGACAGGAAAUUAUUGACGGCAAGGACAUGAACUUAGCGUCCUUACUCAUAACAGCUCAUGAGGCGCCAGACAACAAGACCAUAGUCUGUGGGGAGGUCUCUGUGGUCCUCAAAUCUAAGGACGUGAGGUUGAAUAGAAACUCAGCAUACCAGACUCCAGUUCCUGCUGGUUCUCAAUCCCAGGAUGAACCCACUUCAGCUUCUGCUAUUCCUCUACCUCAGGAUGACCUGUCCCAGAGUGUACCUGAAAGAGUUGCAGAGCCUAUGGACUCCUCCAACCCUCCUGAACUAAGCCAGGAAGAAUCUCCGCCAGUAAGAAGAUCCACACGGUCUACUAAGGGGCACCCACCUGUGAGAUUUGGGGACUACAUUGUGGGCCCAAGUAGCCCCUCCCGGGAAAACCCUGUUUAA